Molecule: messenger RNA, 807 nt
Organism: Closterium sp. NIES-65
Lineage: Eukaryota; Viridiplantae; Streptophyta; Zygnematophyceae; Desmidiales; Closteriaceae
Source: the annotation of a GenBank genome assembly
AUGGGUGGUGUGAGGGUCUUAAGUUGUCCCAAGAAUGGAGGGGUGGGGGAGUUCCGAGUCGCCUCAGAAGCGGGGCAUGGGGAUUCGGUGAGGGGAAAAAGAGAAGGGCGGUUCGAGAUUAAGUUUCAUUCCGCUACUAUCCUUUUCCUCCUCUUCCCUUCCCUCCAAUCCAUUCCCGUCCCUCCUUUUCCAUGCCCUCCCCCUCCUUUCCCUCCACAACAAUCUACCCCCCUUGCUUGCCUUCAAUCUUCCCCCCCUUGCCCUCAGUUCCCCCCCUCCUUGCCCUCAGUUUCCCCCUCCUUGACCCUCCGUUUCCCCCCUCCUUGCCCUCAGUUUCCCCAACCCCCCUCCUGGCCCUCAGUUUCUCCCCUCCGCCUUGCCCUCAUUCCCCCCCCCCCCCUUGCCCUCCCCCUCCUUGCCCUCAGUUUCCCCAACCCCCCUCCUGGCCCUCAGUUUCUCCCCUCCGCCUUGCCCUCAUUCCCCCCCCCCCACCCUCCUUUCCCUCAGUUUCCCUCCCCCACCCCUUGCCCUCAGUUUCCCCACCCCUUGCCCUCAGUUUCCCCACCCCUUGCCCUCAGUUUCCCCUCUCCUUGCCCUCAGUUUCUCCCCUGCGUGCCCUCAGUUUCCCCCCUCGACCUCGUUCCACUACUGUUUUCCAGUGCGUCCGCCAUGCUUCCCAUCAUGUUCCACCUAUUCGAACCCUUUCUUUCCACCCCUGCUUGGGCUUGUUCCGUCCUGCUCGCCCUCGUUCCUCCCACCCCCGUUCCGACUGUUUUCCCACCCUUUCCCUCGUCCUCGUUCCCUUAA